Hermetia illucens (black soldier fly) is the source of this 713-nucleotide messenger RNA. RefSeq names its product twist-related protein-like. The transcript has 2 exons. Bases 126 to 713 code for a protein of 195 amino acids. Lineage: Eukaryota; Metazoa; Arthropoda; Insecta; Diptera; Stratiomyidae. Gene Ontology annotation, molecular function: protein dimerization activity. The record is from RefSeq and is a predicted model, not a curated record.
AUGGUAUUGCCUAACCUACAGAACAUUUCCUGAUCAUUUUAACGGGCCUUUGUUUCUUGCUUACCACAACAAAUAACGUGGCAUAGAAGAAGUCGUAGGCCGAACACGUAAUCGGAUUAUAAUCAAUGACAAGAAUGAAUGUGACCCCUUAUCAAAAUUAUGGAACGACGCCUGUCUCUGAUUUCCUCUAUGGAGCUCAAUCUUCAUCCGAUGAUAACUCUUUUAUAUUCAGUAAUGGUUCACCCUACACAUACGACAGAUCCUGCUUCAGCGGGUAUCCAAGCGUUUGGCCUACAAUUAGUCCAUUCGUUACAAAUUCGACGCACUGCUCCCCAUCCUGUGACUGUGACCUCAGAGAAAACUCAUAUAAAUCUAAAGACAAUGAUACAGACAUGAAAACCCGAAGGAAAUCUAAAGGAAGAGCCAACACGGAGUCAUCAUGUAGACCAAAGAAGCCGCCUACCACAAAUCCUGUAGUCUUACGUAGAAGGCGAUUAGCUGCAAACGCUCGGGAACGACGAAGAAUGAAUGGACUGAAUGAAGCAUUUGAUCGUUUGCGAAAAGUCAUACCAACUCUUGAAAGUGACCAAAAGUUAUCGAAAUUUGAAACUUUGCAGAUGGCCCAAACUUAUAUUUUAGCACUUUGUGAUUUACUUGAAAAGGAGGAAGAUAGAGAUCACUCAUAUGUAGUUUUCGAAAAAUUCCAAAGUUGA